UAAAGAAGUGCUGAAUUUUGAUACUAUAUAAAACAAUAACUCUUGUGUCAAAUUAUGGGUUAUUCGGUAUCAUCGUAUCUUAAUCCUGUGAAUUUGUGGAAUUCUCUCUCUCAGGUAGUUGUACCAAAGAAAGAAACAAGCUCCAAAAUUUCUCAAGCAGUUUGUUCUGCUUGUGCUAAUAAAGCAAUGAUGCAGAAUAUUGGUUCCUUGUUUAUAAAAAUAGCAGGUCUCUCAGGUGCUACAGCAGUAGCUAUGGGCGCCUAUGGAUCUCAUGGUUUUUAUCCUAAGCCAGAUAUUCCUGCUGAAUUAAAAGAUGUUUAUAAAACAGCUAAUUAUUAUCAUUUUCUUCACACCUUAGCUUUACUUGCUGUGCCACUCACAAAGAGACCUCUUUUAGUUGGCUCUUUACUUUCUAUUGGAAUGCUUGGGUUUUGUGGAACAUGUUAUGCAUAUGCAUUGACAGGGAACAAAUCUAUAGUGAGAUUUACUCCAUAUGGUGGAACUAUACUUAUAAUUGCUUGGCUUUCAAUGAUGAUCUGAUAGUUUUACUAAAUUUUUAUGUUUUCACAACUUUUAAAUUUGAAAAUAAUUCAUGUAAUAUUAUAUUGCAAAUAUGAUAAAUCAAAUAAAAGAUAUUUUAUUGUAGUUUC
This is a messenger RNA of Stegodyphus dumicola, 650 nucleotides long. Its product is annotated as transmembrane protein 256 homolog. The record is from RefSeq and is a predicted model, not a curated record. NCBI's taxonomy places the organism in Eukaryota, Metazoa, Arthropoda, Arachnida, Araneae, Eresidae. Gene Ontology annotation, cellular component: membrane.